Heteronotia binoei (common prickly gecko) is the source of this 2997-nucleotide messenger RNA. It is a transcript of the gene MAPKAPK3, whose product is annotated as MAPK activated protein kinase 3. The transcript is spliced from 11 exons. Gene Ontology annotation, molecular function: ATP binding; calcium-dependent protein serine/threonine kinase activity; calcium/calmodulin-dependent protein kinase activity. NCBI's taxonomy places the organism in Eukaryota, Metazoa, Chordata, Lepidosauria, Squamata, Gekkonidae. The coding region runs from base 1200 to 2363 and encodes 387 amino acids. The record is from RefSeq and is a predicted model, not a curated record. Gene Ontology annotation, cellular component: nucleus; cytoplasm. Gene Ontology annotation, biological process: response to cytokine; protein autophosphorylation; peptidyl-serine phosphorylation.
UUUUUUUCCCCACCAGCAGGUGCCGUCCUGAUACUAUUCUCAACAUGGUAGUGCGUGGAUUGUGUUGUUCGUUGAAUCCCCGAAGGGAGAGAGAAGUCAUAGAGCUUCUGAGCCCGCUCCUUCACUACGUAAUCAGCAUUAGGAAUUUGUUUCCCCUACCAUUCAGUACCUUCCAAAAAAAAAAAAAAAUCAUUACACGUAGACAGAUGGGCGCAUCUAAAGGUUUUACUCUUCAGUGCGAUUCCUCUCGCAAAGCUCUUUGUUGUUAGCACACACACCGCUACAGGCUUAAUCACGAAACAAAGCAGCGAUUCCUUCCCUCAGUUCAGCGGCACAUACAGACAAAGGAAGGCUGUUUCGCUCUUUACUCCCCUUCCAGAACGUGCCUUCGCCUUCUGUGCCUCUUUGGCCCCGCGUUUGCGCAUUUACACCUGAUGCCCGAAGGAAGAGACUCGGGACAUUGCCACGCAAAUGGUGGGUUUCUCGACAGUUUCGGUCUUUGAAACAGGAACUUCCCCUCAAUGCUAUUUACCUCUGCCCCUUCAGAACGUGUUACAUGAAGAGCCCCGCCGCUCCUCGGCUGCCUGCCUCGCUGGACACUCGGGCGUCACCAGGCUUGAGAAUGACUCACAGGGCGGCACAGCCGAGGUUUCCCUUCAUUCCUUGCAGCAGCGGCCUCGACAAUGGCUGGGAAAAGCCCCUUGAGUCGGUCUCAUCCCCCAGGGGGCUUGGUCCCGCCCAGCCACCUCGCAGGAGUAGCUCUCAACCAGCCUCCAUGCUUUGCCCGAUCACUUCUAGCCAGGUGUCCCUGAGCACGUGCCCCCUCCUGCGCGCCCCACCCGCUUGGCGGGUGACUGUGUCGGGACCGGGUUGGGCCGGGGCGAGGAGUCACGUGCGCGGUUGCCUGAACCUGCCCUCUCUGGCUGGGGCAAAGGCUUGGCUGGGCCCAGGCUUUGCGGUUCCUUGUAUUGCCGUUCCCGUCCCCCUUCUUUUGUUACUCAUUUGAAGGAGCAGCAAAGCGACCACCUGCGAGGAGCAUGCGCCCAACGCAGGAGACUCUUUAGUGAAAUUCCAGGAAAUGGAUCAGGGCUACUUGAAUCAUCUGCCAUGAACUACUUUAAUGGGGUUAUUUUAUUGAGGAGAUCCCCCAAUAAGCUUGGAGAAACUGGCAGCUACUUUUUUUGAACUUGGAACUUGCUAUGGAACAAAGUGCCAGUCAGGAAGGAGCCCCGCCAGAGAAUCAUGAAGACAGCAAAGGCAGCGCAAGACCCUUAUCUAGUGGAGCUGUCUCUGUCAAGGAAGAAAUAAAGAAACAUGCUGUUACAGAUGACUACAAAAUCUCUAAGCAGGUGCUGGGCUUAGGCAUCAAUGGCAAAGUAUUGGAAUGCUUUCACAAGGAGAAAGGACAGAAAUGUGCUUUAAAGCUCUUGUAUGACAGUCCAAAAGCACGGCAGGAGGUGGAUUAUCACUGGCGGGCUUCAGGCUGUCCCCACAUUGUCCACAUCCUGGAUGUUUAUGAAAAUAUACACCAUGGGAAGAGAUGUCUCCUAAUCAUCAUGGAAUGCAUGGAAGGAGGAGAGCUGUUCAGCAGGAUCCAAGAGCGUGGAGACCAAGCUUUCACAGAAAAAGAGGCCUCUGAAAUAGUGAGAGACAUUGGAACAGCCAUCCAACAUCUACAUGCAAUGAACAUUGCCCAUAGAGAUGUUAAGCCAGAAAACCUGCUAUAUACAUCCAAAGGAAAGGAUGCAGUGCUCAAACUUACAGACUUUGGGUUUGCCAAAGAGACAACAAUACAGAAUGCACUGCAGACCCCUUGUUAUACGCCCUAUUAUGUAGCCCCAGAAGUUCUUGGUCCUGAGAAGUAUGAUAAAUCCUGUGACAUGUGGUCUCUUGGUGUCAUCAUGUACAUUCUUUUGUGUGGGUUCCCUCCCUUCUAUUCCAACACCGGCCAAGCCAUCUCCCCAGGAAUGAAGAGAAGAAUUCGAAUGGGACAGUAUGGAUUUCCAAAUCCUGAAUGGUCAGAAGUAUCUGAUGAAGCUAAGCAGCUAAUUCGUCUGUUGUUGAAGACGGAUCCAACUGAGCGGAUGACAAUUUCUCAGUUUAUGAAUCACCCUUGGAUUAAUCAAUCCAUGGUGGUGCCCCCAACCCCUCUUCACACUGCUCGGGUCCUACAAGAGGAUAAAGAUCACUGGGAUGAAGUGAAGGAGGAGAUGACUAGUGCUCUGGCUACCAUGAGGGUGGACUAUGACCAGGUAAAAAUCAAAGAUUUGAAAACAUCUAACAACCGUCUCCUCAACAAACGACGCAAGAAACAGAAACAAGGAGGCACCUCUUCAUCAUCUCCUGGAUGCAAUAACCAAUAAAGAGAAGAACAUAAUAUCAGAAGGAACAAUUAGUCCAACUGACUUCAGCUCAUUUUACUACCAAAAAAAAAAAGGAAUAAAUCACUGGAAUAGUGAAGUGCGCCUGUGCUAAAAGAGUUGAUGAACUGUGGCAUACAACAUAUGAUGUUCUGAAACUUCUAGUUGGGUAUUGGGUUGUUUUUGUUUGUUUUUCAAAAUGGAUUUUACUUGUUUUUUACAUUAUAGUAAAGAGAGUUCUGUAAGAGUUCCAGAAGACCACAGAAUUCCAGUGAAGCUUUAGAUUAGUAUAUGGCACUAGAAGCAAUGCAAAUUUAGUGCUUAUUCACAACAGCACAAUCUUGCCAAGGCUAAUCACUUUUUUAGUUCCAUAGAUUUCAGUGGAAGAGAAUUAAACAUGUAUUUAGUUCAUUAUCCAAUUGAAUUAGGUGGAAUAUAGAACUGCUUAACUUUGGCUGGGUUAUGUUCCAUGUAUUUCAGCAACGAGGGACUACUUUUUCCCAUGAUAUAAUUCUGAGUAUCAGAGAGGUCAGAGUAUUUCAAGAGCUCUGACAACAGCACACUGACAAUUGUGAGGAAUAUAAGGUCUUUUACAUCUCCCUGUGUUAUCUUAGUACAUUUUCAUAUUCCAACAAAC